Molecule: messenger RNA, 804 nt
Organism: Dermatophagoides farinae (American house dust mite)
Lineage: Eukaryota; Metazoa; Arthropoda; Arachnida; Sarcoptiformes; Pyroglyphidae
Product: ninjurin-2
Biological process (GO): cell adhesion; tissue regeneration
Cellular component (GO): membrane
Source: RefSeq, a predicted model, not a curated record
AUCAUAGCAGGAUGCUACCUCCACCACCAUCUUCAACAGACGAAAGAUUUCUCAUUCAUCCGUUUCCAUUCAUUUAUUUGAUGAGCAGGCAUUUUUUGGGCGUAAUCAUCAUCAAUGUUCAAUUGUUUUGUUUUGUUUUAUUUUGUUAAUAAGCUUUCCACACACACAUCUGCCACUUAUUGAUCUUAUUACCUUGACAAAUUCCUAUUGACAUCUUGCAAGUUGUUAGAAAAUAUAUUUAUUUUUCUUCAAAAUUAAAAGUGUGUGUGUUUUAUUUUUACGUUUUAGUUGUUUUUUUUAGGAAAUGGAACGAAACGUAAUUCAGUCAGGCAAAAGUCGUAUCAAUACAAAUUCAUAUGCAACAAAGAAAACAAUUUCACAAGGAAUGUUUGAUGUUGCUCUGUUGACGGCAAAUGCAAGUCAAUUAAAGCAUACACUUACGUUGGGUGAUAAAUCUAGAUUCUAUUUAUUAAUGGUAAUACUCAUUGGUACAUCCAUUUUAUUACAGGUUCUAGUUGGCAUCGUAUUCAUAUAUUUAGGCUAUAAUAAUCUUGAAAAUGAACAACGACAAAAACGUUUAAAUAAUUUGAAUAAUUUAACAACCAUUCUGGUGUUUAUCAUCACAGUGGUCAAUGUGUUCAUCUCUGGUUUUGCAUAUGAAGAUGGCAGCCAUAUAAUCAAUGAUUAUGAUUUCAAUUCAACAUUGUACAAUGAUCAAUGGUCAAAAGCCAAUCAAAGAUGGAAACAACAAAAUUGAUGAAAUAUUAGAAAAAUAUCAAAUUUGUAACCAAUAAAUAAUCAUUA